CCCCCACCUCCACCUCCACCUCCACCUUCACUUCUUCUUCUCUUCUUUCAGUGAUUUCAGUUUAAAUACAUUCUUGUUAUUAUUCCUAAAUAAAUAACGCAAAUAAUCCUUAGUAGUACUGUGCAGAACCUUUAAUGUUCUUCCAGUGGGACGAAUAGAAAAAUCCUUGGUGAUGAGGCUUAUUAUUUAUUUAUUUGUAGUUAUUCUUAAAUCUUUUUAAAGUCAUAGACGUGUAGUACACUGUGUGUAUAUACCCUUAUAUAUAUCUAUAAUAUAUUAUAACCCUUUUGUGAAAGGGAAGCCUUUAGAUAUAGGGAUCCCCUAGAUAGACAAACCAAAUAAUACAGUAUUUAGUAUUGGAUACGUUUUCUUUUUUUUUUUUAUAUAAAGCUAUUUUGUACUUUUAGACGCUUUACUUUUUGAAAGAAGGACAAAGGAUGCUUUAGGGUGCUUGAUGGAGCGUGGAACAAAGCCGUGAACGUGCUGUCUCGCAGGAGUUUUCGGCUUUGAGAGUACAUUUAUUUUAACCAUCAUGCAGCUCUGAAAUCCAGCGGAAGCACAUAAACCCGCCGGUUUUAAUGCUUUAACUACGUCUCUAUACCUGUUUUAAACUGAUGAUGGCUGAUCUUGCGCCGGCGCCACCGUUUACGACUGCGGCGUUACGCGUCCCCUAGGUAUCAGGCACCAUGCUGCUAUGUUAAUGGUUCAGUACGCUAGAGGGAAUGUAUGCAUGCCGAUGACCCACGGCGGUGCGAGGAGGCGUGUAUGCCGACGAUGCGAAGAACGUCCGGUCGAUGAUAUAUGCGUUACAGUUCCUAGAAAUGUUGUAGGUUCCUACUGUUAAACAAUUCUGGACGCGUUGGGGCGGGUUAGCGUUUGAUGGCGUGUGUUCAUGGCGUUUUAGUAUUUUUGCAUGGAAUUCAGUUAAGAGAUGUAUCUGGCGAGAAUCCUUCUCUUGUGCUCGUCUUGACAUAUGAAAACAUUCGAGUUUAUAUACAAGUCUAGCCCAGAGAAGGGGAUGCCUCGGUUCUUGUUUCUGCAUCUGCUCACUGGACGGAGUAGAAAGUAGGAGGAGCUCCACUGCUGCUGCAGCAUGCACUAGAAGGGAGGGAGGAAGCGAGGGAGCGCGAAUACAUCAGUGCUAUAGAGAGAACGAGGGAGGGAGGGAAACACGGAGAGAGAGAGAGAGAGAGAGAGAGAAUAAGAGGAAGGGAGGGAGGGAGUGAGGGAAGUGAGGCUGGCUGUGCUCUCUGCACCGCACCACUCUCUCCCUCAUUACCAUUCCAGACACUGCCUUCUCUGAGGAGAACCCUUCGCUCUGUUUGAAACGCCAAUCACCGCUGGCUGUCCUUUCAUCCUCGAUCACACGCACCGAAAGCACGGGCGAGCGGGAGCCCCGCAGAUGCCGAGAGGAUUUCCCGCGCUUCUCCAUCCGACCAAAGUUGCUCUGAAAAAGAAGAAUGCACUCGGAUACGGCUGUUUAGGAUUGCAGGAUCUUGACGACUAGACGUUUUUUUCCGUCUGUGAUCUCACCAGCAGACUAAUCAGUGCUAAGAGGACAGAUGGGCAUCCUUUAAUCAGAGUGGUAAGGACUUUACUUCCUCUUCCCUUUUUAUUAUCCACUUUGGCCGUGGCAUCGGUCCGUCCUGCUCCGUCACAGCUGCACCUCUACUGGAAAAGGCAAGAACCGGACCGAGGAACUGAAGGGUGAAGGUGGGGACGUUAGUGCUGGUACGUCCUGUGUGGUCACGAAUUGGAUGAUACGGUCGGAUCGUACGAACUGCCCUUCUUGCACGGUGUGAACCGUCGUACCCUGGAUGUAGACUUUCUGUAAACCUGUAUAUAAAAGGAUUCCUGUAGACUCAUGUUCCUGCUGAGAUGGCAGACAUCAGGCACAGGCAUGUCUUUCCCAUCCGCUGGGGUCAGCAGCAGUCUGGGCAAUAUCUGCUGAGUUAGGCCCCCCCCUGAGGAAACCUUCCUCCAUCCUCGUGUGCCCACACACUCCUUUAACAAGAUGAACACAACUGAGCUGAACCAGAGUGCUGUGACCUUCUGCCUCCUGGACAUUAGUUACUCCCAGAUCUUCAACACGUGCCUACUGGAAGUCAUCGUUAUCCUCUUUCUCACCGUGCUCAUUAUCUGCGGUAACUUAGUCGUCAUCUUUGUAUUUCACUGCGCACCUCUACUCAGCCACCAUACCACCAGCUCUUUCAUCCAGACAAUGGCCUACGCUGACCUGCUGGUGGGAGUGAGCUGCCUCAUCCCGUCCCUGUCUUUACUACACCACCUGAAAGGGCUGGACGAGGAACUUACCUGCAAGGUGUUUGGUUACAUGGUGUGUGUGCUGAAGAGCGUCUCCAUGGCCUCGUUGGCGUGUGUUAGCGUGGACCGUUACGUGGCCAUUACGCGGCCGCUGUCCUAUGCGGCCUUGGUGACCCCGUGCCGUCUCCGUGCUUGCAUCGCACUCAUCUGGCUCUACUCCUGUCUAAUCUUCCUGCCGUCCUUCUUUGGCUGGGGCAAGCCUGGGUAUCAUGGAGACGUUGUCAAGUGGUGCUCAUCGUCCUGGGCCACCCAGCCACUCUUCACUGCCUUCAUUGUGGCAGCGCUGUACGCGCCUGCAGCCCUCACUGUGUGCUUCACGUACGCCCAUAUUUUCCGGAUAUGCCGUCAGCACACCCGACAGAUCAGCGAGCGCCGGGCGCGGUUCGGCCCGCAGGAAACCGAGCCGGGAGAACCACCCGGACCUGACAAGCGUUACGCCACCGUGCUGUUCCGCAUCACCAGCGUGUUCUACCUGCUGUGGCUACCGUACAUCAUCUACUUCCUGCUAGAGAGCGCUGGAAUAUACCGCCAUCCCGCAGCCUCCUUUUUGACCACGUGGCUAGCGAUCAGCAACAGUUUCUGCAACUGCCUCAUCUACAGCUUGUCGAACAGCGCCUUCCGGAAAGGCCUCAAGCGCCUCUGUCUGAUCUGCAUAAAACGCACAGACACCAAGAAACCCCCGGGAGUGCCACCAGCUCCUCCUCGCCCGGCCUGUCACGUGUAGUGCCCAGUACGGACUGUACUGAGAGUGUCGCGUAUUGUGUCUCGCCAGCUUGUCUCGGUCGGUGGAAACAGGCCUGUUUUGGCAUCUGGGUGGCGUUCCCAGGUCUUUGUCCCAGAGAGUCUGGUUGUCUUCGUGACAAAUCUUCGAGGCAAAGGAGUCACCUUUCACCCCGACUGUCAAUGUUGAAGGGGCUGUUAGGGCUGCUGUUUUGUGCAGCAUUGAAUAACUAUUCUUUAUGCAAAACGUGAAAAAAAAUUAUAUCAAUAAUAAUAAAAAAGAAACCCUUGUUUUGCAAACUAAAUGCUUAUG
Ictalurus furcatus (blue catfish) is the source of this 3355-nucleotide messenger RNA. Its product is annotated as probable G-protein coupled receptor 21. Gene Ontology annotation, molecular function: G protein-coupled receptor activity. Gene Ontology annotation, biological process: G protein-coupled receptor signaling pathway. The record is from RefSeq and is a predicted model, not a curated record. Bases 2015 to 3046 code for a protein of 343 amino acids. The transcript has a single exon. Gene Ontology annotation, cellular component: membrane. Lineage: Eukaryota; Metazoa; Chordata; Actinopteri; Siluriformes; Ictaluridae.